CGCUCAUAGUUGACUAACGCAAUAAGGUUCAAAAAAUGUCGAACGUUAGAGAUAUUCUGCAUUUGUUCGAAAGACCUACAGAACCUAUUUUUAUGCUCAAAGGAAACAACGAUAUCUUUUUCAAUGUCCCAAGCAACUAUGUUUUGGAACCUUACAGGCAAAACAUCCAGGCGUUGACGAAUCGGUUCGGCUCAAAGAAUGCCAGAACGGUUCGAAUAAAAGAAAUUUCGAUCCCGGACAUCAGCCUUCCUAUGCGUUUGGGGAGACGAGAAUUGUUCUCACUCUUCGUCCCCAGUCACAGAGAAAUGGCAUCCCGCCUCAUCGAAGUUUUCAUGGGAAUGGUAUCGUUCGACGAUUUUAUGUCCGUGAGCGCUUACUGCAGGGACAGAAUAAAUCCGUACUUGUUUGUUUACUGUCUGUCGGUAGCUAUGAUCCAUAGGCCCGAGACCAAAAACCUCCCCUUGCCGUCGCCCUGUGAUUGUUUUCCAGAAAGGUACAUCGACGGCAGGGUUUUCGCCAGGGCAAAGGAAGAAGCGUCGAUUGUCUGCGAAGGAAGCAGGACAUCGAUAGAAAUACCGGUAAACUACACGGCUACGGAUUUGGACAUCGAACACAGACUUGCUUACUGGAGGGAAGAUUUGGGCCUUAAUAAUCACCACUGGCACUGGCAUUUGGUAUACCCUUUCGAAGGUCCUAGAAAUAUUGUGGACAAAGACAGAAGGGGUGAACUUUUCUUCUACCAUCACCAACAGAUAAUGGCCAGGUAUAACAUGGAGAGAUUUUCCAACAAUUUGGCCCGAACUGAGAGGUUCAACGAUUUUAGACAGCCCAUGAGUGAAGGCUAUUUUCCCAAACUUGAAACCUUGGUCGCCUCUAGGGUUUGGGCGCCAAGAUUUGCCAACACUACUAUGAAGGACGUCAACAGGGAGCUUAAGAUUUCUAUUAGCGACAUGGAACGCUGGAGGGAAAACAUUUUGGACGCUAUCCACAGUGGGCAAAUCGUCACGGAUGACGGACGUACAGUUGUGCUGAGUGAAGACGUCGGUAUAGACAUCCUGGGUAACAUCGUGGAAGCUAGUAUUUUAACACCGAACCGACGUCUCUACGGAGAUCUGCACAACGCAGGCCAUCUGGCUAUCGGAGUCUGCCACGAUCCAGAUUUUAGACAUCUUGAACCAUUUGGGACUAUUGGCGAUCCUUCAACUUCUAUGAGAGAUCCGAUGUUUUACAAAUGGCACGCGAUGAUCGACUAUAUUUUCCAAGAGUACAAAGAUACUUUACCCAGCUACACCGUCAAUCAACUGGAUUAUCCCGGAAUCAGAGCGCUGAGCGUUGAAGUGAAUACGUUGAAAAGCGGCGUUAAAAACCAAAUAUCCACAUUUUGGCAGCAAAGCGAUGUCGACAUGUCCCAGGGGCUUGACUUCCAACCGCAAGGUUCAGUCCGCGCCAGGUUCACACACCUCCAGCACGGCCCGUUCCAGUACAAGUUUACCUUGGAAAAUACCGGACGUCACCGUACAGGGACCGUCAGGAUAUUUUACGCUCCAAAAUUAGACGAAAGAGGUCGUACUAUGUUUUUCAGAGACCAGAAAAUCUUGUUUGUAGAACUUGACAAGUUUGAAUUAGACUUGAAGCCGGGGACGGAAACGUAUUAUAGAGAUUCGACCCAGUCAUCGGUGACAAUUCCUUUUGAUAGGACGUUCAGAGAUAUCGAUGCUAAAGGACAGGCGCCAGGGCGAGGCCAAUCCGAGGAGUUCAAUUUCUGCGGAUGCGGCUGGCCACAGCAUUUACUGAUAGCCAAGGGACAACCUCAAGGAUUUCCGUGCGAACUGUUCCUCAUGGUGUCCGAUCCAAAGCAAGACAGGGUCGCGGGUGCGGUGGAGAAACGGGCUUGUUCCGAGGCGGCCAGCUAUUGCGGAGUGCGGGACAGUAAAUAUCCCGACAAACGUUCGAUGGGUUUCCCGUUCGAUCGUCAGCCGCGGCAGGGCGUUACGUCACUUUCUGAGUUCAUGACGCCAAACAUGACCGCUGCUGACGUCACGAUUAAAUUUUCAAACAGGGUUGUCCUUCGAAAUGGCCUGAAACCGUUAACGAAGGCCAACUGAAGUGUCGUUUUUCUCAAAACCUUAAACAAUCAAUAAAUUUGACUAUGGAUUUUGGAUAAACAUUGAGAAAUGACUGUUAAAAUAUUUAUCGGUAUUAUAUACGCAAUUAUAUUUUUGAAAAUGAAAUAAUAAAUAUAUGUCUAUUCCAAA
Molecule: messenger RNA, 2255 nt
Organism: Cimex lectularius (bed bug)
Lineage: Eukaryota; Metazoa; Arthropoda; Insecta; Hemiptera; Cimicidae
Product: phenoloxidase 2
Exons: 13
Coding region: 36-2105 (689 amino acids)
Molecular function (GO): oxidoreductase activity
Source: RefSeq, a predicted model, not a curated record